AUGAAUACAACCAUCACAUUUUCACAUUGUUUUGAUGAAUUGAUCAAAACUGAAGACACUAAACCAAAACCUGUGUUGUGUUCAGAAUGUAGCUCUGGCGCCAAUUACGAUUUUACCCCUCCUCCAGUUCAUCUCAGCUUUCACUUUCAAAAUCCAAGUCCAUAUGUUGAGCAAACCAAACUAAACACUCUGUUCCAAAUGCUCAAGCUUCUCUCUUCACCUCAUAAAACCCAAACCCUAAACCCUAACAAACCAUUCCUCUUCCUCUCUCGCCUCCUCAGCCAAUCUCUCUCUAGCAAUCCCUACGAUUACGACCCUCCGUUUUCUCCAGCUUCCAAACCCCAAAACCCCAAAAACAAAAAGACCCAGAAUGCUGACCCGAACAAAGACCCGACCACCCAGCCUCUCAAAUCGGACCUUCCCUUCGACUUCAGCUACUCCUACUCGGAGACCCCGUCGGCGGAACCUAUUUCUUUCCGGGAGUCGCCCAAGUUCUCUCCUUUCGGCCCGGGACGGCUUGAUAGGAAAUGGACCGGGACGGUCGCCCCGGCCAAACAGGAAGUGGACUUGAACCGGCUGGCCCAGGAGAGAAAACGGGUUCUCGGAGACCCGCUUUCGGAGGAGGAAGUGGCUGAGCUAGUGGAACGGUAUCGGCAUAGUGAUUGCUCUCGCCAAAUCAAUUUGGGAAAGGGAGGAGUUACUCAUAACAUGUUAGAUGACAUCCACAACCAUUGGAAGCGGGCUGAAGCUGUGAGGAUCAAGUGUUUGGGGGUGCCAACUCUUGAUAUGGACAAUGUUUGCUUCCACCUUGAGGACAAGUCUGGAGGGGCAAUUAUCUACCGGCAUAUUAAUGUCCUUAUUUUAUACCGUGGUCGAAAUUAUAAUCCGAAAAAUCAGCCAGUAAUUCCUGUAAUGCUCUGGAAGCCCUAUCCUCCGAUUUAUCCAAAGCUUGUGAAGAAUGUUGCUGAUGGCUUGACAUUUGAAGAGAUGAAGGAAUUACGAAACAGAGGACUAAAUUCCCUCCCUCUCAUGAAACUUACUAGAAAUGGUGUGUAUGUGAAUGUUGUGGACAGAGUAAAGGAGGCCUUCAAGACUGAAGAGGUAGUGAGACUAGACUGCACCCAUGUUGGUACCAGUGAUUGCAAAAGAAUAGGUGCAAAAUUGAGGGACCUUGCACCUUGCAUCCCCAUUUUGUUCAAAGAUGAGCAGAUUAUACUGUGGAGGGGGAAACAAGAUCAAGAACAAGACUCCAAGUGCAUUGAUAGAUCAUAGAAAUGGAAAGUCCACGUAUGCUUAAGGUGGUCGAGUUCGUACUCAAUUUUAAGAAAAUCUCUUGGGUCCUAUAUUCCGCAGUUUUUUGUGUCAAAAUACUAUAUUUGGCAGAUUGCAUGGGAUGUACAUUUGUUCCCUAUACUUGCACCUAAAAUUUGUGGCCAAGUAGCUAAGGAAAAAAAGUACCAUUCAUGUACAGUGUCACC
This is a messenger RNA of Rosa rugosa (rugosa rose), 1478 nucleotides long. RefSeq names its product CRS2-associated factor 2, mitochondrial. The record is from RefSeq and is a predicted model, not a curated record. The transcript has 5 exons. Bases 1 to 1272 code for a protein of 423 amino acids. Gene Ontology annotation, biological process: Group II intron splicing. Lineage: Eukaryota; Viridiplantae; Streptophyta; Magnoliopsida; Rosales; Rosaceae. Gene Ontology annotation, molecular function: RNA binding.